AUGGCUCUCUCUGCCGCUUCCGCGGGCCUCUCUUCCAUCGUCAGCUACUCCGUCGGAAACCGUGCCGUCACAAACGGAGCCCUGUCCGCCUCAGCGUCCGCCUCCCCGCUUUCCAUUUCCGCGACCCGCCGCGCCUCUGCUGCGCCACGAGGCUCCGCGUGGCUGCGCGGAUCCCCCGUGCAGCUUCCCCCGCACGGGCUUUCGGCGGGAUCUCUCAGGGGAGCGGUUAAGCCCGUGCGGAGAGGCGGCGGAGGGGCGAUGACUGCAACGGCGGGAUUGGGAGAUGCCGCGGGGUUAACGGCCGCUGCGUACGGCGCUUCUCUGCUGUUCGGCGGCCUCUUCGCAUACCUCCGCACGGGCAGCAAGUACUCUCUGGGAGGCGGGCUGACGGGCGCUGCUCUGUUCGCCACGGCCUUCUAUCUCAUUCAGAGCGCUCAGACGGAGUCCCUGGGCAACGCCCUUGGCUUUGGUGCUGGACUGCUCUUCUGCGCCCUCUUUGCCAUCCGCCUUUUCCUUACAGGAAAGCCCAUGCCCGCCGCCCCUCUCCUUGCCUUCAGUGCUGCAGCCACUGCUGUUUUUGCAUCCGCCUAUUUUGGCGCAUGA
Messenger RNA from Closterium sp. Naga37s-1, 603 nucleotides. The record is from the annotation of a GenBank genome assembly. NCBI's taxonomy places the organism in Eukaryota, Viridiplantae, Streptophyta, Zygnematophyceae, Desmidiales, Closteriaceae.